AUGCCCCGGGGGCAUCGGUGGUGCUCCGGUCCUCCCAUUCAGGGCUCCCUCUCCAUCGCUCUCCUCCUAUCCUGUCUUCAAGUCAGGAAGCAUGGAUUGCGGAAACUCAACUCAAUUAGCGAAGUCGACCACUCGGAUCACAACCCCCUCCUCGCCCGCAGUCGACCACUCGGAUCACAACGCGCCCACAGUCGACCACUCGGAUCACAACCCCCUCCCUGCCCGCAGUCGACCACUCGAAUCACAACCCCCUUCCCGCCUGCAGCCGACCACUCGAAUCACAACCCCCUCCUCGCCCGCAGUCGACCACUCAGAUCACAACCCCCUCCCCGCCCGCAGUCGACCACUCGGAUCACAACCCCCUCGAUACCCGCCCGCAGUCAACCACAUGGAUCACAACCCCCUCCCCGCCCGCAGUCGACCACUCGAAUCACAACCCCCUCCCCGCCCGCAGUCAACCACUCGAAUCUCAACCCCCUCGAUCCCCACCCGCAGUCAACCACUCGGAUCACGACCCCCUCCCCGCCCGCAGUCGACCACUCACAUCACAACCCCCUCCCCGCCCGCAGUCGACCAAUCGAAUCACAACCCCCUCGAUCCCCGCCCGCAGUCAACCACUCGGAUCACAACCCCCUCCCCGCCCGCAGUCGACCACUCGAAUCACAACCCCCUCGAUCCCCGCCCUCAGUCAACCACUCGGAUCACAACCCCCUCCCCGCCCGCAGUCGACCACUCGAAUCACAACCCCUCCCCGCCCGCAGUCGACCACUCGAAUCACAACCCCCUCGAUCCCCGCCCGCAGUCAACCAAUCGGAUCACAACCCCCUCCCCGCCCGCAGUCAACCACUCGGAUCACAACCCCCUCCCCGCCCGCAGUCGACCACUCGGAUCACAACCCCCUCGCCGCCCGCAGUCGACCACUCGGAUCACAACCCCCUCCCCACCCGCAGUCGACCACUCGAAUCACAACGCCCUCGAUCCCCGCCCGCAGUCAACCACUCGGAUCACAACCCCUCCCCGCCCGCAGUCGACCACUCGAAUCACAACCCCCUCGAUCCCCUCGAUCCCCGCCCGCAGUCAACCACUCGGAUCACAACCCCCUCGAUCCCCGCAUUUUCUGUACAUCCAAAUUCCCACUCACUGUCGUAG
Asterias rubens (European starfish) is the source of this 1149-nucleotide messenger RNA. RefSeq names its product extensin-like. The transcript is spliced from 2 exons. Bases 1 to 1149 code for a protein of 382 amino acids. NCBI's taxonomy places the organism in Eukaryota, Metazoa, Echinodermata, Asteroidea, Forcipulatida, Asteriidae. The record is from RefSeq and is a predicted model, not a curated record.